Molecule: messenger RNA, 3315 nt
Organism: Laccaria bicolor S238N-H82
Lineage: Eukaryota; Fungi; Basidiomycota; Agaricomycetes; Agaricales; Hydnangiaceae
Exons: 3
Coding region: 1-3315 (1104 amino acids)
Source: RefSeq, a predicted model, not a curated record
AUGUCCUCCCCUGUCUCCCCUGCCUCUCGAGCCACCUCACCCGGUUUCUUUUCUAUUCGUUUCGGUUCCGUUUCACAGCCAGAUGGGCAGCAGGCUUCCCAAAAAGCAAAGGGUGGUGAUUCACAAACCAGUUUAAAGAACGGCAGAGCCUCAAAGUCGAGCGACAAGGGGAAAGAGCCUUUGAGGGGUGACUCGGUAUCGCUUGACGAGUCCGUAACUUCCAAAUCCACAAAUGGCGGCCCAUCUAAUUCCCAUUAUCACACUUCGUCCCCUUUCACGUUGCAUGACCGGUCACGACCCGCAGAGAGUUCUAUUCACGGAGCUAGGAAAACUCGGGGGAGUCUUCUAAUAGCUGCGUCGGAUGCAUUUAGUUUCAAAUUUGGGAGACGGAGACCUUCUAUCCGACAAACGCCUAUGCCCAUCAUUCUCCCAGAUGUCAUUGAAAUCUGUGCACCACGGCCAGACGAGGAAGUGGAAGAGCGAAACAGGCUGCGUGAGAUGGCGGCACAGGCCAUUGGUCUCGGACCCUUUAUGGUCCAGCCGGAGACACAUUCUCACGAAGGAAGUACUGAGGAGGACGAAGGUAGCAGCGAGGUACCGAAUCCAAGGUUCGAUACCCCAGAGAUUCGGCGGCUGGGUGAUGUGAGAAGCUCGGAGUCUACGCCGAACAUAAGCGGGAGGUCCCCACAUGGUUCCAGCCUCUCUGUUGCUGUUCCCUCAGCUCUUUCUCCGGGUCGAUAUCGCUCUGGGUCAAUGCUUGCGCAUGCACGAACGAAUUCCACGACAAUGGCCCCUAUCCCUCCAUUCCCAACCAAGGCAUCAUCCUUGACUGCCUUUCGGCAGUCCACCGCCAUGCUUCCGAAGUAUUACCCGCCUUCAUCUCUCCGAAUCUUUGCGUUGUCGAAGAGCUGGAAGAGUCGAUUUCUCGUUCUAUCGUCACCCACCACUUUAUUGACCAGAGGCCAGACCCCUGCUGUUUCCCACUUGCAUUUGUUCAAAUCAUCAAAUACGGAAGAAAGGGAACUGGAAAGGUUGGAGAUCAAUGAAGAUAGUGUUGUGUUUGUGGCUGAAGAUGAGGUUGGGGGCCGUCGAAAUGUGAUCAAGAUUGGAGGGGUUGAUGUAGGUGCGAUGAAAAAAGAGUGGAAUUAUGAAGAGGGGGGCCGUACGAUGUGGCUUCUUCAAAUAACAGACUCGGUGGAGGCUCAGAAGUGGAUCUCAACCAUAAAGAAUGCUAUUCUGGGCCAGAGAACUGUACGAGCUGGCCUGCUUCCAGGUACCAGUUACGGAGGUAUCGAACCUAGGGGUGAUAUGGAUGUGAUGCUUUCUAUUCGCGCACAGGGAUUGGUGACCUCGCCAAGUGCAAGCCCUCGUCCAGGUCCUGAUACUCCACCACAGACGAUUUCACAAGGAGACCACCAUUAUGCCUCGUCAAUAUCCUCCCAUUCUGUUCGCUCUCAGAGCACUGUCCCAAAACUGGCUUCGCCUGGUGCAGUAUCAACUCUGAAGGGUUUGUUCACAGCAUCCCGGCCACGCUCCGCUUCGCGAGCGGCCUCCAUCGAGUCAGAGCGCCAGCAGGUCGAUCGCGAAGUCAAUGAUGAUUCUUUCACUCGUAUGGGAAGCAGUCUCCUCAACAUGAUGCGGUCAAACACACCCGAUAGUCAGUCAGUGACGCCUCCAGCGAAUGGAGGGGCCAAUCGACACACCCUACCGUUUGCUCCCACUCCGCCUAUUGGCCACCCUAUUGACCGCAAGAUCCUUUCUGAGCGCCAGCCCCUCCAAUGGGUGACAAAGGAUCCUCCUGGCGCCCCCAAGGAUCGAGCAAACAGGACCUUGUCUUUGGGAGCCAUGUCCCUCCAACCUCCUCCAAGAAAACGCUGGACAUCAGUCGGUCCAACAAUUAUCACCACGACACCUGAGGAAUCUACCACCAAGACACAGGUCAAUGGUAUCGGUGGCUUUGCUAAUACUUUCGGUCACAAGUCUUCGUAUGGUCGAUCUUCGCAGGAGAGGUCUUCAUACGAGAAAGCCGAGACUGAGCCAUCUGGCAGUCCGACAGAUCUUUCGGAGUUUUCGUUUGGAACGCCCGAACAAAGGCCUCGCGCGCCGUCAUUACAAUCAGUUUCGACAUAUGCUUCGGGGGAAAAUGCUUUGAGUGCAGAACGGUCAAGUUCAAGUACAAAGAGGAGUUCGAAUGGGAAGCGAUUGUCACGGCAGGGCUUACCACACAGAUUAACGCCGCCUAGUGGCCCUCCUCCAGCUAUUCCACCAACUCACUCAGUAACGAGACUCCAUGUUCAUCCGUAUGCAGCCGAAAUACCUCCUAGUCAAACUUCCUCGUCACACUCCGUCAAUAGCCAAAGGAGUAUCGUCUCUAGCCUCCCCUCUUUCUCAAAAAGAGCCUCGGGGUCAUCUUUCCGCAGUGUCAACACAUCUAGCACCACUCAAUCCCAUAGCAGUUAUCACAAUACCUCUGCACCCCGACCCAUGAGUAGUCAUAGAACAUCAAUGCCUCCCCCUCCUCGCCCUGCCCCUACAACCGCCCUUCCACCAGCACCUGACCAAGAUUCCCUCAAGCCCCCCGAGUCGGCUGCAACAACAAGUAAAUCACCAUUCCGUAGUAACUCUGUCGCACAUCGUACAUUCAGGCUAUCGAUGAUUGCACCCAAACCACCACCAUCCAGUGUCUUGCCUCCUCGCCCCGACGAACCUGAUUAUAAGACCCAUCGCAGGUCUUCCAGUGGCAGUAAUACCCGCUCUCAGCUGGAUUCCAUUCCAGCAUCCCCAAUACCCCCGCUGACUGUAUCACCCUUUCCCCCUCCUGCCGGGCCUCUGCCGCCGACACCCGCCAAUGCACCGUCGGAUGCAUUACCAGCACCAACGUCUCGACAUACUUCAUUCAAACAACGGUUGCGCAUUCUCAGUGCGCCUUCACCCUCCGCAAACGUUGCACCAACACAAAUUUCACGACCAACAACGGCCUCUUCCAUAUCACCGAUGUUUACGACCUCACCCCCCACCACGCCGAUAGCUGAAAAGAUCACGUUGUUUCAGAAUGAUCCGAGCUUCCUGCAAAUGCAUACGCCUGUCCUGCCCUUCAUGCCACCUCCUCGAGUAUUCACCCCUCCGUCAGAGCAAUAUGCUGAGCUUAUAUCCUUAUCGCCUCCUCCACGGAGAGGCUCCAAGCAAGUUCUAGAAAUCGGAUUAGAGAGUCCAGAAUUGCUUUGUACACCAACCGAGAAGCUGGAAGGGGAACCUCGAUUGUUGUCCCUUUCACGCCCUGGCUCGGUUAUCUCUCUUGGAGUUGUGAGUAUGUAG